AUGGCGACCAACGACGCUACCCAGACGGAGAGAACCCACGAAGCCCCGCAAUAUCCUGCCGCCGUCUCAGCAGUUGCACUCAAACUUCCGUGUUUCUGGCCUGCAGACCCUGCUCUUUGGUUCGCUCAAGUCGAGGCCCAGUUUACUACAAGAAGAAUUGUGUCUCAGGAAACAAAAUUCCAUCACGUUAUUGCGGCCCUAACGCCAACCGAAGCAGCCGAGGUGCGCGAUAUCAUCCUCGCCCCUCCGACCGAGCAGCCAUACGACGCGUUGAAACGCGAGCUCAUCCGCCGCACCACCCUCUCCGAGCAGAAGCGUCUGCAACAGCUCCUAACAGCCCAAGACCUGGGGGACCGCAAACCAUCGCAGUUGCUUCGUGGCAUGCGCCAGCUCCUGGGAGAGAAGGCGUCGAAGAUGGACGACUCCCUCCUCCGCCAACUGUUUCUCCAACGCCUCCCUGCAAAUGUUUGCAUGGUUCUUGCAGCGGCUGGCGACUUGCCCCUCGAUGACCUCGCCGCUCUCGCUGACAGGGUGUUGGAGGUAGCGACACCGGCGAUCUCCGCUUUUGAAGGCGUAAAAGCGAGUGAAGUUUCUCCCGUUACGUCGACUGGAAAUUGUUCUGCGGAGUUACAGUCGCUCAAGCAGGAGGUCCAGCGGAUUGCACAGUCUCUAGAGGCAUUGAAAAUCCAGGUAGAAAGACGAUCCCGCUCCACUUCACGCAAUCGCGCAUCGUCUCGCUCUUCUGAUACUGGACGCAUCUGCUGGUACCAUCAUCGCUUUGGGGAUAAUGCAACCAAGUGCGUGUCACCUUGUGCCCACCAGGGAAACGUGCCGGCCACGCACUAA
Rhipicephalus sanguineus (brown dog tick) is the source of this 846-nucleotide messenger RNA. RefSeq lists its product as uncharacterized. The coding region runs from base 1 to 846 and encodes 281 amino acids. NCBI's taxonomy places the organism in Eukaryota, Metazoa, Arthropoda, Arachnida, Ixodida, Ixodidae. The transcript has a single exon. The record is from RefSeq and is a predicted model, not a curated record.